GUUUUUUUUCGGUGCGGAGUUUUGCUUGCGUCGUCGUUCAACACCCCGAAAGUCGCAAACUCUGUAAACAUUGAAACAAAUUUAAAGAUUUAGCUAAUUUAAGUGAUUUAAGAAGCAUCCCGCGAAACUCCCUCAGUACAGCAUCAUCAACCCGUAGAACAACCGACUCCACAACACCCGCGCAAUGGGUUUCUACGUGACACAGCGAAUGAUCCGGCAGUUUGCCCGACCGGUUUGCUUCCAACUUUCGGUGCGCUACUUCUCCGUCACGGAUCGUCAAAACACACGCCUGGCGGAGGUCGGCAAGUUGGAGCUUCCGAAGGCGCAGGGAACGUACGAAACCGGCCAGCUGUUUCUGCACCGUGUGUUCGGCUACCGCGGGGUCAUUCUGUUUCCGUGGUUGGCGCGGGUGUACGAUCGGGAUUUGCCGGCGCAGAGCAAGAACGGCCAACAGGCGGAAGCGAUCACGGCCGCACCGGCUCCGCCGUCCGGGGAGACGCCACCGAACGCCGGCAAGGAGGUUCAGAAGAAGACGCACACGUUCUAUCAGGUGUUGAUCGAUCAGCGCGACUGUCCGUACAUCCGGGCGCAAACGGAAGCGGUUACGUUCCUGGGCAAUCAGGAGUCCAGUCGCAGUUUGUACGCCAUUCCGGGGCUUGACUAUGUCGCACAUGAGGACAUUCUGCCGUACAGCUCGGGCGAACAGCACCCGUUGCAGCACGAACUGUUUGACAAGUUUUUGGCCCACCAACCGGACAAGGAUCCGCCGUUUGUAGCCCAGGACACGCUCAGGGCUUGGCAGAAGAAGAAUCAUCCCUGGCUGGAGCUGUCCGAUGUGCACAAGGAGACCACGGAAGGCAUCCGCGUCACGGUGAUUCCGUUCUACAUGGGGUGUCGCGAGACGCCGGCCGCUUCCGUUUACUGGUGGCGCUACUGCAUCCGGCUGGAGAACCUCGGCGAACUGAGCGUCCAGCUGCGCGAACGACACUGGCGAAUCUUCUCCCUCUCGGGCACGCUGGAAACGGUCCGUGGCCGGGGUGUCGUCGGCCAGGAACCCGUGCUCAGCCCCCGCCUGCCGGCCUUCCAGUACAGCUCGCACGUGAGCCUGCAGGCGCCGAGUGGCCACAUGUGGGGCACGUUCCGCAUGGAGCGCGAGGACGGCCACAUGUUCGACUGUCGCAUCCCGCCCUUUUCGCUCGAGAGCAAACCGGACGAUAACGCUGCGGGGGGCGGUACACCGGCGCAGGACGACAACUCCAGCCCAGGAACGGGAACGCCGUCGUCGUCGAGUUCGGAUCCGCCACCGGCGGGAGGACCGAGCGCGGCCUAAGGCGUACAUCAUAUUUAAACGACGAUAUUUAUUGGUUGACCUUCGUUUCCGGGAUCUUCCGCGUGAACGCACGGUCUUCGCAGCUGGUUAAGGGGGAAUAGAUUACUAAAUGUUACGCAAAGUUUGCCGAUUCGACGGCCGUCGUGGGUGUGUGCGAUUAAGUUGUAAAUACUUCAAAUCUCCGAGAAUCAAUCGAGUACCUAUGAUUUAACAAAAAAUACUAUAUUCAAUUAGCAGUAAAACUUCGAGUGAAACGAA
Culex pipiens pallens (northern house mosquito) is the source of this 1588-nucleotide messenger RNA. It is a transcript of the gene POLDIP2, whose product is annotated as polymerase delta-interacting protein 2. Lineage: Eukaryota; Metazoa; Arthropoda; Insecta; Diptera; Culicidae. Gene Ontology annotation, cellular component: nucleus; mitochondrial nucleoid. The transcript is spliced from 3 exons. The record is from RefSeq and is a predicted model, not a curated record. Gene Ontology annotation, molecular function: DNA binding. Bases 185 to 1330 code for a protein of 381 amino acids. Gene Ontology annotation, biological process: error-free translesion synthesis.